This is a messenger RNA of Helianthus annuus (common sunflower), 621 nucleotides long. Its product is annotated as citrate-binding protein. Bases 1 to 621 code for a protein of 206 amino acids. The transcript has 3 exons. NCBI's taxonomy places the organism in Eukaryota, Viridiplantae, Streptophyta, Magnoliopsida, Asterales, Asteraceae. The record is from RefSeq and is a predicted model, not a curated record.
AUGUUUGCAAUGAAUAUCACUAACACUCGUAGCUCGUUUAUAAACGAUCUUGAUUCAGGUUUCACUCACCUCCCUUUCAACAAGUCGUACUAUGUCAUUCAUAAACCCUAUAAUUUUGCUCUUGAGAAGCGCUAUAGCUUCAUCCAUGGGGUUCACAAACUAUGGGUUUUCUCCAAUGAUAAAUCAUUUCGUCCUGAAAGUCCCACCAAACCUCGCUCCGAGUUAUCAGUCAAUGGUCACGUGUAUUCUACGAGUGUUUGGCAAUUUGAAGCAGAUGUGUUUGUGCCACAUGGGACUAGUGGUGUGAGCUUGAUGCAAGUGUUUGGGGGAUCUCCACAGGCUACAACACUAAUGAUUCGUGUGUACGAUGGAAGUCUUUACUACUAUAGAAGCAAGGUUAUUUUUAACCAUAUAUACAAUAAAUGGUUCCGACUGAAUGUUAUCCAUGAUGUCGGAAACAACAACGUUAAGAUCUACAUAAAUGGAGAUCUUAAGUUUGAAGGGCGUGGCCGAGGUGGAACCGAACAUUAUUUUGAAUGUGGAGUCUAUGCACAAGAUGAAGAUUCCCCCUGUAUGGAAUCUCGAUGGAAAAAUGUUAACAUAUAUAAGAAAUCCAAUUAG